This is a messenger RNA of Linum tenue, 2434 nucleotides long. Lineage: Eukaryota; Viridiplantae; Streptophyta; Magnoliopsida; Malpighiales; Linaceae. The record is from the annotation of a GenBank genome assembly.
CGGGCUUCUUGUUUCAAAAGCCCAAAGAAAAAGGAGGGCCCGAAACCAACAAUGAGGCCCAAGCUGGCAGUGUGGAUAGAACUGGAUAAGGGAAGAGAGCCUUCCUUGUCAGUCUGAUUCAUUCAUAAAGCGGGAACGAAGUGAGAAUCGUCGCCGGAGAAGAUAAUCGGAGUUAGUUGAGAAAGCAAAUGGCGGCUUGUUCGUUCACCAGCAACUUUCUGGGGUUCGGGCAGCUCAAGCUAACGGCAUUAGCCUCAGGGAAUCACCGCCCGAGCUCAUCAAUUGCUCCACCGAGCUUAGUCACAGUUCAAGCCAAAACCAGAACCAGACAAGACGACAGGACCGCCCGCCAUGCCCGAAUCAGAAAGAAGGUUGAAGGCACUACAGAGCGGCCGAGGCUUUCGGUCUACCGUUCGAACAAGCAUUUCUACGUCCAGGUGAUCGAUGACUCCAAGAUGCACACCCUCGCCGCGGCCUCCACAAUGCAGAAGCUGCUCGCGGAAGAGCUCAAUUUCAGCUCGGGGCCAACAAUUGAGGUAGCAAAGAAGGUGGGUGAAGCAAUAGCCAAGGCAUGCUUGGAGAAAGGGAUAACUAAAGUGGCAUUUGAUAGAGGGGGUUACCCAUACCAUGGACGAGUUAAAGCGCUUGCUGAUGCAGCUCGGGAGAACGGGCUCGAGUUCUGAAAUGGACUAGCUCAGAGGUAGAAACGUGUUGCUGUCUGUGUGCAUUUCCUGUAUUUGGUCAUUCAACACCAUGUCUGGAGUGGAAAGGGUGCGUUCUUUCUGGCUUUGCUGAUUUGCCUCUUUUGGGUCGUUACCAGGUGGGUGUUUCUGCCUGCAACGACGACCAGUGUCCACGUGCAGUCAAAGCCUCUCUUUAAUUUUUCUUUCUCUAUUUGCCUUCUGGUUUUGUUUACCUGACGAAGAAAAAGUUUGUACUUUUAUAGCCUUUGUGGUAUUGUCUCUAUAGCAACGACUCUUUAACAACGGCCGUCAGUACUGUCGUUGAAACAAGUCGAAACUUGAAAUGAGAGGCCCAAUAUAUAUCUAACACACCAACAGAGCAGGACUCAAGGCCCACAACAUUCUGGUUCAUUGCGCACAGUCGCAUGCACAAGAGGAUGAAGCUUGAUCCGCAAGCAUGCGUAUACAAUAAUGCACGAACAGUUGGAAUUUCAUUUUCUAUACAUCAGUCUCUCGAUUGGAUAUUCACGUACGGGGCUUCAAUACUUGUUGCAGUCUCUUCGUAGACUUUCGUGAUGAAUCGAUUGGUGUUGUUGUAAGUCGGGUUUCUGAUUUGAUCGUCGAGUUUUACUCGCGCUCCCAGCUGCUGCAGUGAAUGUCACCUUGAGCGGUACCAACUGUGAUGCAAUUUGCAGAGCUACCCUUCAAGCAAGUUCCUGUCUAUGCAACAAUGUGGUGUUGAUUUCACAAGCAUCUAAACAAUGGCAUUGGAAAUUCUUUUCCAGUCGACAACAAGGAGGAAAAAGAAUUUAAAAGGUGGGCGUGGGCCUGUAGAGAGUGACACAUAUUCAUUUUUGGAUAUGCAAUCUAUUGAAUAGAGUGACGAGACACCAAGUAUUGACUUAACAGUUUGCUCAUUUGUCAGUAGCGUUGUUGUUUUGCUAUAGAAAGCGAGUCAUGAACUUGCAGUAGGCCAACCCCUGCAGCUGCCCUGCCACUCAUGGUUUCUUCCCAAUCCACACAUUUGUCUUUCCACCUAUCCAAUCUGGUAUUGUGGGCUGAAGGAAAAUUAGGUAUAACACUGCAUUCAUAGCUUUAAGACGGAGCUUUCAAGCAAUAACAAUGCAUCAGUUAGCUUAGCUAGAUGAUGAGGAAAUCUAACGGACACACACAUGAACCAUAUUGGUGAAAUGGAAAAUGCAAUAAGGAUUUGUUGUGUACCUUCACUAUGCUUUAGAGAGCAUGUUUGGCAGCAUGGAGGGUAUGAAGGGGGGAGAGUGAAGAUGUGGGGGAAUUGGAGGCCUGCAUGGCUCCCGUAAUGCCAACUAGGAAGGUUGCCAAACGCUCUUGGAAAGCUCCCUAGAUGGCAUGCAGGGAGCCAGGCAGAAACACGCAUUUUCGCUUUCAUUCCCCCCUUCACAAAAUCUCAUCCCCGCCAUGGAAAUUAUCUUUCUUUUUUGUGCAUUUUGUGUAAUAAACAAGAGUUGACACGAGGAAAUAACGUAGCAUUACUCUAUCCUGCCCACCACAAGCUUGAACUUUGGAGAACCCAUUUGCCACCAUCCACCCUGCACAACCGACACAAGCUAACAGAAAGGAAUCGAACAUCCCUCGAUCCAUCUCACUGUAACUUCGAACUUUGAACUCGGCAUCAGAGAAGAAGAAAGAAAGUAAGAAGGUGAAGGAGAAGGAGAAUGGGGGCUUGCAUCUGUUGAGUUCAGAAGUCCAUGUAGGGUUGAAAGACAAGUAUG